This is a messenger RNA of Hipposideros armiger (great roundleaf bat), 2289 nucleotides long. It is a transcript of the gene ENTPD8, whose product is annotated as ectonucleoside triphosphate diphosphohydrolase 8. Gene Ontology annotation, biological process: nucleoside diphosphate catabolic process. Gene Ontology annotation, molecular function: ribonucleoside triphosphate phosphatase activity; GDP phosphatase activity; UDP phosphatase activity. NCBI's taxonomy places the organism in Eukaryota, Metazoa, Chordata, Mammalia, Chiroptera, Hipposideridae. The transcript has 11 exons. The record is from RefSeq and is a predicted model, not a curated record. The coding region runs from base 330 to 1817 and encodes 495 amino acids. Gene Ontology annotation, cellular component: plasma membrane.
GAGAGAGGCAGGACAGCACCUGGCAGGUGCUUCAGGGACAGCAGUCCAGCUGCCUUCUUGCUGCUGUUGGCUGUCCCAUUGCCCAGUAAAAUGGAAUCAGAGCCACACAGCCUGCCCGACUGCGGGGGAGGCCGGGAGCCCUGGGAUACGUGAUAUGACACAAAAUCACAUGAACCUCGACCAGGCCCCUCCGAUGCUGGCGACACCCUGGGCUCCCCAGGCAUGGUCUUUGGCCCUGCCCAUCAACGCAGCCAAGGUGGGCUGAGCCCCAGAGUGGUAGAGUCUGCCAACUGCUGCCCACUCCCCACAGGCCCAGGCCUGCCCCCACCAUGAGGCUGACCUGGAAAGAGCGGGUCAGGGCGGCCCUGCUGGGGGCUGCAGUGGCCUCAGGAGUCACCACGCUCAUUCUCAUCCUGGUGGAGGCCACCAACGUCCUCCUGCCCGCAGACACCAAGUUUGGGAUUGUGUUCGAUGCCGGGUCCUCCCACACGUCCCUCUUUGUGUAUCGGUGGCCUGCAGACAAGGAGAAUGACACAGGCGUGGUCAGCCAAGCCUUGGCCUGCCAGGCCAAAGGGCCCGGAAUCUCCUCCUAUGCCUCCAGCCCCGAACAGGCUGGCGAGAGCCUGCGGGGCUGCCUGGAGGAGGCGCUGGCGCUGAUUCCAGAGGCCCAGCACCAGGGAACGCCCACGUUCCUGGGGGCCACGGCUGGCAUGCGGCUGCUCAGCCAGAAGAACAGCUCUCAGGCGGCAAACAUCUUCGCAGCAGUCACUGAGGUCCUGGGCCAGGCUCCUGUGGACUUUUGGGGCGCUGAGCUCCUGGCCGGGCAGGACGAAGGUGCCUUAGGCUGGAUUACCAUCAACUACGUCCUAGGCUUGCUGGUCAAGUACUCCUUCUCUGGAGAGUGGAUCCGGCCUCUGGAGGGGACGCUGGUGGGCGCUCUGGACAUGGGUGGGGCCUCUGCCCAGAUCACCUUCGUGCCCGGAGUUCCCAUUCUGGACAAGAGCACCGAGGCCACCUUCCGCCUCUACGGCUUCGAGCACCGUGUCUACACCCACAGCCACCUCUGCUUCGGGCGGGACCAGAUGCUCCUCAGGCUCCUGGCCCAGCUGGUGCAGAGCAGCCCAGCCCCCCGAGUCCGUCACCCAUGCUACCACAGUGGCUACCAGGGCACACUGUCCCUGGCCCCCGUGUUCGAGUCGCCUUGUGUGCACGCCACAGUGCCCCCAGACCUCACCCAGAACCUCACUGUGGAAGGGACGGGGAACCCCAGGGCCUGCAUCUCAGCCAUCCAAGAACUCUUCAACUUCUCCAGCUGCGAGGGCCGAGAAAACUGCACCUUCAAUGGGGUCUACCAGCCUCCCGUGCAGGGCACAUUCUACGCCUUCUCCAGCUUCUACUACACCUUCCACUUCCUGAACCUCACCUCGGGGCAGCCGCUGGCCACCGCCAAUGCCACAGUCUGGGAAUUCUGCCAGAAGCCCUGGAGGCUGGUGGAGGCGGCCUGGCCGGGGCAGGAGCGCUGGCUGCGUGACUACUGUGCCUCGGGCCUGUACAUCCUCACACUCCUCCUCGACGGCUACGGGUUCAGCAAAGAGACCUGGUCCAGCAUUGAGUUCCGGAAGCAGGCCGGUGGCACUGAUGUUGGCUGGACGCUGGGCUACAUGCUGAACCUAACCAGCAUGAUCCCGGCUGAGGCGCCCACCCAGUGGCGGGCACAGAGCUACAGUGUGUGGACGGCCGGCGUUGUCUUCAUGGUGCUGACCCUCGUGGCCGUCCUUGCCGCGGCUGCGGUCCAGCUCCUCUGGCCCCAGGACUGAGCUAGCUGGCCCCUGGUGCAGGAAGAAGCCAGCUCCCACAGCCCGGCGGGACCAACCCAGCAUGGACACGUGCUGGCCAGAGCCAAGCUGAGCCCCUGACCCCUAUGGGGCCCCCAUUGGGCUUGUCCUGUGGUCUCUGCCCUCAGGGUUGCUCUGGCCCAGGAGGCUGUGUUGUGGUCCUCAUCGUGGCCUCCCUUUCUGGCACCCAAGUCCCCUUCUCCGCUGUGCUUUCCAGGGCAGCGGGGGACUCGCUGCACAAACAACAGCCUGCCAGGACCCCGCAGUGCAUUCUGAUGCUGUGACUGUGGCAUUAGAGGGCCGGGGCCGGGGCCAGCCUGGGAGUGGGGCAUGAUGGCUGUAGCAAGAAGGGGCCUGGCUCCCUGGGAGGGGCGGGUGAGGCCCUGGGGCCAGUAGAGCCUCCGGAGGAGCUGUGGGGAAGGCCCAGCCUGGACCCCUGCUGUUGCCCGGCCUG